Messenger RNA from Rosa rugosa (rugosa rose), 1869 nucleotides. RefSeq names its product small ribosomal subunit protein mL104 (rPPR9)-like. The record is from RefSeq and is a predicted model, not a curated record. Gene Ontology annotation, molecular function: protein binding. The coding region runs from base 154 to 1704 and encodes 516 amino acids. Lineage: Eukaryota; Viridiplantae; Streptophyta; Magnoliopsida; Rosales; Rosaceae. The transcript has a single exon.
CCCAAACCCAAAAAGGUCGGGUCGGGUCGGGGCAGAACCGUUUUCUCUCACCUUUUCGGAUCCCUAAACCCUUGCACUCAAAUCAGAAAACGUACACUUUCAUUUUCACUGGCUCUGUCUCUCUCUCUCUUUUCUCUCUUUCAUAGACUAAAAAUGAGGUCUUUGAAGCCUCUGCAACUCCGGCGACUCCUACUCCGCUCUCUUUCCACCUCUUCUUCUCCAACCAUCCAAACCCUCAUCCCAUUUCCCUCAACCAAACCCACCCACCAUAUCCCCAGCUCAAUCACCACCACCUCUCACUUUCUCUCUCUACCCCAUUUCUCUCUCCCCAAAUCCUUCUCUUCUUCCUCAUCCCCACCACCCCCCGACGAAUCCCAACUGGCCCAAUCCAUCUCCUCCCACCUUCUCCAACACCAACCCGACCCCUUUUCCGUCGCCCAAGCCCUCCAAUCCACCUUCCCUCACGUCACCCCCACCCCUUCUCUGCUUCUCUCCGUCCUCAACCUCUCCGCCGAAGCCGGCCGCACCGUCCUAGGCUUCAACCACUGGCUCAUCCAGAACCCUGAUUUCCACCACACCGACGACACCCUCUCCUACUUUGUCGACUACUUCGGCAGGAGGAAGGAUUUCAAGGCCGCCCAUGACGUCAUUCUCACUGCGCCGCGUGACGUUGCCGGGCCCAAGACCUUGGCUGCCUCCAUUGACAGGCUGGUGAGAGCUGGGAGGCCGGCGCAGGCGGUCUCUUUCUUUGAGAAGAUGGAGGAGGACUAUGGGCUCAAGAGGGAUAAGGCCGCGCUCCGAUUGGUUGUGGAGAAGCUCUGCGAGAAUGGGUUUGCCAGCAAUGCUGAGAAGAUGGUGAAAGGUUUGGUGAAUGAGUUUUUCCCUGAUGAGUAUAUUUGCGAUUUGCUUAUUAAGGGGUGGUGUGUGGAUGGGAAGCUUGACGAGGCUAGGAGAUUGGCUGGGGAGAUGUAUAGGGGAGGGUUUGAGAUUGGGACUAGUGCUUUCAAUGCCAUUCUUGAUUGCGUGUGUAAGCUUUGCAGGAAAAAGGACCCCUUUCGGCUGCAUUCCGAGGCUGAGCAGAUUUUGGUGGAGAUGGACUUCCAUGGGGUGCCGAGAAAUGUGGAGACUUUCAACGUGCUGAUUACUAAUUUGUGUAAGAUUAGGAAGACCGAGGACGCGUUGAAUUUGUUUCAUAGAAUGGGGGAGUGGGGGUGUUCUCCAAACGAGACUACGUUUCUUGAAUUGAUCAGGAGCUUGUAUCAGGCAGCUAGGGUUGGGGAGGGAGAUGAAAUGAUCGAUAGGAUGAAAUCAGCGGGGUUCGGGGAGGCUCUGGAUAAGAAGGCCUAUUUUGGGUUUCUGAAGAUUUUGUGCGGCAUUGAGAGGAUUGAUCAUGCUUUGUCUGUUUUCAAGAAAAUGAAGGAGGAUGGAUGUGAACCCGGGAUCAAGAGUUAUGAUCUGCUGACGGGAAAAUUAUAUGCUCACAACAGAGCCACUGCCCUGUUUAAUGAGGCCCAAAAGAAAGGGGUGCCUGUGACACACAAGACAUACCAGGUGGAUCCAAAAUACUUGAAGAAGCCAAAGGCUAAGAAGGAGAAUACAAGGGAAACACUUCCUGAGAAGAUGGCAAGGAAGAGGAGACGUCUUAAGCAAAUUCGAUUGAGCUUCGUUAAGAAGCCCAAAAAGGGAAUGCGCCGAGCCUACUGAUGUACUAGAAGUUGGAAUGAACACAUUGUCAAGAGGAAUGAUAGUUUGUCAUUUCCUAUUUUUUCUGAUGUUUCAUGUUGUUGACUUUGCUAUUUUUUGUUUUGAUAGUUUUCUUUGUGAGUUUUUGACAUUAGAAAUAAACCCUUUCCAUCUAAACUUGUGCCA